Nannospalax galili (Upper Galilee mountains blind mole rat) is the source of this 9186-nucleotide messenger RNA. RefSeq names its product ankyrin repeat domain 11 (gene Ankrd11). Lineage: Eukaryota; Metazoa; Chordata; Mammalia; Rodentia; Spalacidae. Gene Ontology annotation, cellular component: nucleus. Gene Ontology annotation, molecular function: protein binding. The transcript has 13 exons. The record is from RefSeq and is a predicted model, not a curated record. Gene Ontology annotation, biological process: anatomical structure morphogenesis. The coding region runs from base 410 to 8359 and encodes 2649 amino acids.
GCGUCUCAUGCGGCCGGCGCCCGCCGCAGCCACCGCUGGGUCCUGGAGCCAGAGGCCGCCCGCGACGGAGCGCAAUGGACCGAGGGCCCCAGCGGGGGAGGCGCCGCCGCGGAGUUCGCGGCCAGACGCCCCCGCAGUAACGUCCGCGCGAGCGCCGAGGCCCCGCGUGAGCCUGGGCGGCUUCCCCUCCCGCCGGCUCUGCACUCGCCGCAGCUGGGAGCCCGCGCGCCACGCCCGUGCCCUGCCGCCGUUCCGCCGCGGAGCCGCGUUGUCCUCGGAGCCGGAACAUACGGCCUGCUGGAGUUCAUACCCAGUCCUGAGCAACACUGACUUUCCGCCAUGGAGUCUCAGACAGUUGAUGACGAAGCAAUGGCAGCAUAAAUGAAGAUCAAGUGAGGGGAGGAGAACGAUGCCCAAGGGUGGGUGUUCUAAAACACCACAGCAAGAAGACUUUCCUCUCAGCAACGACAUGGUGGAGAAACAAACUGGGAAAAAGGAUAAAGAUAAAGUUUCUCUAACCAAGACCCCAAAGCUGGACCGCAGUGAUGGAGGGAAGGAGGUGAGAGAGCGAGCCACAAAGCGGAAGCUGCCCUUCACUGUAGGGGCCAAUGGAGAGCAGAAAGACUCGGACACAGAGAAGCAGGGUCCUGAGCGGAAGAGGAUCAAGAAGGAGCCUGUUGCCCGCAAGUCCGGGCUGCUGUUCGGCAUGGGGCUGUCUGGGAUCCGAGCCGGCUACCCCCUCUCUGAGCGUCAGCAGGUGGCUCUGCUCAUGCAGAUGACUGCUGAAGAGUCUGCAAAUAGCCCAGUAGACACAACACCAAAGCACCCUUCCCAGUCUACCGUGUGUCAGAAGGGGACGCCCAACUCCGCCUCAAAAACCAAAGAUAAGGUAAACAAGAGAAACGAGCGAGGAGAAACCCGCCUGCACCGAGCAGCCAUCAGAGGGGAUGCCCGUCGCAUCAAGGAGCUCAUCAGUGAGGGUGCAGAUGUUAACGUCAAGGACUUUGCAGGCUGGACUGCACUGCAUGAGGCAUGUAACCGGGGCUACUAUGACAUCGCCAAGCAGCUGUUGGCCGCUGGUGCAGAGGUGAACACUAAGGGCCUGGAUGAUGACACGCCUUUGCACGAUGCUGCCAACAAUGGGCACUACAAGGUGGUGAAGUUGUUGUUACGAUAUGGAGGAAACCCCCAGCAAAGCAACAGGAAAGGCGAGACACCGUUGAAAGUAGCCAAUUCCCCAACGAUGGUGAAUCUCCUGUUAGGCAAAGGCACAUACACUUCCAGUGAGGAGAGCUCCACUGAGAGCUCCGAGGAAGAGGACGCCCCAUCAUUUGCACCUUCCAGUUCGGUUGAUGGCAAUAACACGGACUCUGAGUUUGAGAAAGGCCUGAAGCUUAAGGCUAAGAAUCCAGAGCCACAGAAAACUGUGACCCCUGUCAAGGACGAGUAUGAGUUUGACGAGGAUGAUGAGCAAGACAGGGUUCCUCCGGUAGAUGACAAGCACUUGCUGAAGAAGGACUAUAGGAAAGAAACCAAGUCAAACAGUUUCAUUUCAAUACCCAAAAUGGAAGUUAAGAGUUACACGAAGAAUAACACGCUUGCACCAAAGAAGGCAGCCCAUCGCAUCUUGUCAGACACGUCAGAUGAAGAAGACGUGAGUGUCGCAAUGGGGGCUGGAGAGAAGCUCAGGCUCUCUGCACACACAAUGCUGCCCAGUAGUAAGGCCAGAGAGUCUUCGAGUUCUAGGCAGCAGAAAGAAAAAAGUAAAGUGAAAAAGAAGCGAAAGAAAGAAACAAAAGGCAAAGAAGUCCGAUUUGGAAAGAGGAACGACAAAUUCUGCUCCUCCGGGUCGGAGAGCGAGUCCUCAGAGAGCGAUGAGGAUGACGGGGACUCUGUGGGGAGCUCAAGCUGCCUCAAGGGGUCCCCGCUGGUGCUGAAGGACCCUUCCCUGUUCAGCUCACUGUCUGCCUCCUCCACCUCGUCUCAUGGCAGUGCUGCAGCCCAGAAGCAUAAUUCUGGCCACACGGACCAGCACACUAAGCAUUGGCGCACUGACAACUGGAAAGCCAUUUCUUCCCCAGCCUGGUCUGAGGUCAGCUCUUUGUCAGACUCCUCAAGGACGGGACUAACCAGUGAGUCUGACUGCUCCUCUGAAGGCUCCAGUGUGGAAUCUCUGAAGCCUGCAAGGAGGAAGCAGGAGCACCGCAAGAGGAGUAGCCUGCAGAGUGUCCCGUCUGAGAAGAGAGGCACCUUCCAUCCCUGCACGGAUGGAGCUGUCCCCAAGCUGGACAAAGAGGGGAAAGUGGUCAAAAAGCAUAAGACAAAACACAAACACAAAAACAAGGAGAAAGGACAGUGUUCAGUCAGCCAGGAACUUAAAUUGAAGAGCUUUACAUAUGAAUAUGAGGACUCCAAGCAAAAGUCAGAUAAGGCCAUCCUCCUAGAUAACGACAUUUCCACUGAAAAUAAGUUGAAAGUGUUGAAACAUGACAGAGACCAUUUUAAGAAAGAAGAUAAACUUGGCAAGAUGAAGUCAGAAGAUAAAGAAUGGAUCUUUAAGGACGAGAAGGCACUAAAGAGAAUCAAGGACAUGAACAAAGACAUCAACAGGGCUUUCCGGGAAGAAAAAGACCGUCCCAGUAAAGCAGAAAGGGAGAAAUCUACAAAGGAAAAGUCUCCCAAGGAGGAAAAACUGAGACUGUACAAGGAAGAGAGGAAGAAAAAGUCCAAAGACCGGCCCUCCAAGCUGGAGAAGAAGAACGACGUGAAAGAGGACAGGGUUUCCAAGGAGAAGGAGAAAGCCUUCAAAGAGGACAAAGACAAACUCAGAAAGGAAAAGAUUUACAGGGAAGAUGCCACUUUUGAUGAAUAUUGUAACAAAAGCCAGUUCCUGGAGCAUGAGGACACCAAGUUCAGCCUUUCUGAUGACCAGCAGGACAGGUGGUUUUCUGACCUGUCUGAUUCCUCUUUUGAUUUCAAAGGGGAGGAUAGCUGGGACUCUCCAGUGACAGACUACAGGGACCUCAAGAGUGACUCAGUGGCCAAACUCAUCCUGGAAACGGUGAAAGAAGACAGUAAGGAGAAGAAGCGCGACAGCAAAACCCGGGAAAAGCGAGACUUCAGGGACUCUUUCUUCCGAAAGAGAGACAGGGACUAUCUGGAUAAAAACUCCGAGAAGAGGAGAGACCAAACAGAAAAGCAUAAAAGCAUCCCCAGCUAUCUCUCCGAGAAAGACAAGAAGAGGAGAGAGUCUGCUGAAGCCAGCCGGGACAGGAGGGAUACCCUGGAGGGCUCCCGGGAGCGGAGAGAUGGACGUAUGCGGCCUGAGGAGACACACAGGGAGGACCUGAAGGAGUGUGGCUGCGAGAACACCUUCAAGGACAAGCCAGACUGUGACUUCACCAAGAGCCUGGAGCCCUGGGAACGGCCCCAUGCAGCACGUGAGAAAGAGAAAAAGGACGGCCUGGAAAAGGAGAGGAAGGAGAAGGGGAGGGCGGAGAAGUACAAAGACAGGUCCAGUGAGAGAGACAGAAGCGAGAAGUCUAUCCUGGAGAAGUGUCCGAAAGACAAAGACUUUGAAAAAUGUUUUAAGGAAAAGAAAGAUAGCAAGGAGAAGCAUAAAGACGCGCACAACAAAGACAGAAAGGCCUCCCUCGACCAAAUGAGGGAGAAGAAGGAGAAGAUGUUCCCUGGCAUCAUCUCAGAAGACUUCUCUGAGAAAAAAGAUGACAAGAAGGGGAAGGAGAAGAGCUGGUACAUUGCAGACAUUUUCACUGAUGAAAGUGAAGAUGAGAAAGACAAUUACGUGACCAGCAGCUUCAAGGUUGGAGAGACCAGUGAUACACAGAGAGUAGACAGCCUCCAGGAGAAGGAAGAUGGGAGAGAGCCGCAUCCCUCAGACAGGCACAGGAAGUCCUCUUCUGACAGGCAGCAUGCAGAGAAGCCAAGAGACAAAGAGCCCAAGGAAAAGAAGAAGGACAGAGGAGCUACUGAUGGGGGCAAGGACAAGAAGGAAAAGAUCUUUGAAAAGCACAAAGAAAAGAAAGAUAAAGAGUGUCUGGAGAAAUAUAAGGACAGGAAAGAUAGAGCUUCGGUCGACUCUGCCCAAGAAAAGAAAAGCAAACAGAAGAUCCCUGAGAAGCUGGAGAAGAAGCACUCUGCUGAAGACAAGGCCAAGAGUAAACACAAGGAGAAAGCGGAGAAGGAGCACUCCCGAGAGAGAAAGGCCUCACGGGGCCCAGAAGUGGAGAAGAGCCUGCUGGAGAAGCUGGAGGAAGAAGCUCUGCAUGAUUACCGUGAAGACUCCAAUGACAAGAUCAGCGAGGUCUCCUCUGACAGCUUUGCUGACCGUGGCCAGGAGCCCAGCCUGAGCGCUCUCCUGGAGGUGUCCUUCUCUGAGCCCCCAGCAGAGGACAAGGCCAGGGAGAGCACCUGCCUCUCUGAGAAACUGAAGGAAAAAGAGAGGCACAGGCACCCCUCAUCGUCCUCUAAGAAGAGCCAUGAGCGUGAGAGAUCCAAAAAGGAAAAGACCGAGAGAAAAGAGAAGAGUGAAGACCACAAGGACGGAAGCUGUAGAAAGGACUCCAGCCAGUAUGAAAAGGACUUCUUGGAUCCCGAAGCUUACGGUGUCAGUUUCACCACAAAAGCCGAUAUUGAAGAGGAGCUAGAUAAAACCAUUGAAUUGUUUUCUACAGAAAAGAAGGACAGAAAUGAUUCUGAAAGAGAACCUAGCAAGAAAAUAGAAAAGGAACUAAAGCCAUAUGGAUCCAGUACCAUCAGCAUUCUAAAAGAGAAGAAGAAAAGAGAGAAGCACAGGGAGAAGUGGAGAGAGGAGAAGGAGAAGCACAGGGACAAGCAUGCGGAUGGCUUCCUGAGACACCACAAGGAUGACCCAAAGCCUGCAGCCAGAGACAAGGACAACCCUCCCAACUCCUUCAAGGAGAAAUCCAGGGAUGAAAGCCUGAAGCUCAGUGAGACCAAGCUGAAGGAAAAAUUCAAGGAGAGCACAGAGCGAGAAAAGGGUGAUCCAGUGAGGAUGAGCAACGGGAAUGACAAGCUCCCACCCCCCAGAGACACCAGGAAAGACACGAGGCCCCGAGAGAAGCUCCUGGGAGAUGGUGAUCUCAUGAUGACAAGCUUUGAGAGGAUGUUGUCCCAGAAGGACCUGGAGAUUGAGGAGCGGCACAAGCGACACAAGGAACGCAUGAAGCAGAUGGAGAAGAUGCGUCAUAGGUCUGGAGACCCGAAGCUCAAGGAGAAGAAGCCUGCUGAUGAUGGGCGCAAGAAGAGCCUGGACCUUCCUUCCAAGAAAGCUCUGGGGCUAGACCCUCCUUUUAAAGACAAAAAACUCAAGGAGUCAGCGCCCAUGCUGCCCACCACUGAAAGCAAGCCACACUCGGGACCAGGGACAGAGUCCAAAGACUGGCUAGCUGGGCCACCCCUGAAGGAGGUCCUACCUGCCUCACCCCGGACUGAGCAGGCCCGGCCCACGGGGGUGCCCACCCCCACCUCAGUGAUGUCAUGCCCCAGCUAUGAGGAGGUGAUGCACACACCUAGGACCCCGUCCUGCAGUGCUGACGAUUACCCCGACCUGGUGUUUGACUGCACUGACUCCCAACAUUCAAUGCCUGUCUCUACCACAUCCACCAGCGCGUGCUCCCCACCCUUUUUUGAUAGGUUCUCUGUGGCCUCCAGUGUAGUUUCAGAAAACCCAGGCCAGACACCCACAAGGCCUGUCUCUACAAACCUGUAUCGUUCAAUUUCUGUGGAUAUCAGGAGGACACCUGAAGAGGAAUUCAGUGUUGGAGACAAGCUGUUUAGGCAGCAGAGUGUCCCUGCAGCCUCUAGUUUUGACUCCCCAGUGCAGCACCUGCUGGAAGACAAGGCUCCUCUGCCACCAGUUCCAGCAGAGAAGUUUGCCUGCCUGUCCCCUGGGUACUACUCCCCGGACUAUGGCAUCCCCUCGCCUAAAGUAGACACUCUGCACUGCCCACCAUCAGCUGUGGUCAGUGCCACACCACCCCCAGACAGCAUCUUUUCCAACCUACCAGCAAAGUCUUCCCCUUCCCCUAGAGGUGAGCUGCUAACUCCAACUGUUGAAGGGGCCCUGCCCCCAGACCUAGGCCUCCCUCUAGAUGCCACAGAGGACCAGCAGGCCACAGCUGCCAUCCUCCCCCCAGAGCCCAACUACCUGGAGCCCCUGGAUGAGGGCCCCUUCAGCACAGUCAUCACUGAGGAACCUGUUGAGUGGACACACCCUGCUACUGAGCAGACUCUUUCCUCUACCCUUAUUGCCAGUGCCUCUGAAAACCCUGUCAGUUGGCCUGUGGGCCCUGAGCUUCUGCUAAAGUCUCCACAGAGGUUCACAGAAUCCCCAAAACAUUUCUGCCCUGCAGAGCCCCUCCAUGCCACUGCCCCAGGGCCUUUCAGUGCCCCAGAGCCCCCAUACCCUGUCUCUCCAGUCUCCUACCCUUUGCCAGCCCCUGAGCCAGGCCUGGAGGAAGUCAAAGAUGGUGGGGCAGGAGCAAUCCCAGCAGCUAUCUCUGCUGCAGAAGCUACUGCUCCUUACGCUGCUCCCACCAGGCUGGAGUCCUUCUUCAGCAACUGCAAGUCACUUCCAGAUACACCCCUGGACACAGCCCCGGAGCCCACCUGUGUCACCACUGUGGCUCAGGUAGAGGCUCUGGGGCCUCUGGAAAGCAGCUUCCUAGACAGUAAUCAUAACCUGUCUGCCCUAGGCCAGGUUGAACCAGUGCCCUGGCAUGAAUCCUUCACCAGUCCUGAGGAUGACCUGGACCUGGGGCCUUUCUCACUGCCAGAGCUCCCUCUCCAGGCCAAAGAUGCUUCAGAUGUUGAGGCAGAAGCUGUGGUGGGCAGUCCUGCUCCACCAGGAGAGAGCCCUCCAGGGCCUCCUGGUGCCCUCAGCAGUGGGGAUGUCUCUGCAUCAGCAGCCGAGGAACAGCCAGCACUGCCUCCAGAGGAAGCAUUACCCCAGCUCUCCACCGAGCCUGAGCCCUCAGAAGAGCCAAAGCUAGAUAUAGUUCUAGAAGCCACAGUGGAAGCAGAGACCCUGACAGGUGAGAGGGCCCCUGAGGACUCAGAUUCCAAUUUGGUGCCUGUACCCAGUCCUGAACAGCAUAUCCUGGGAGGUGGCAGUGAGGAGACUGAAGCUGAGGACCCCUCUGCUGCUCCCUCCUAUGCACCUGAUGGCCCCUCCGCAGAUGACUUGACACAGGCACACAACAGUGCAGAGACCACCCGUGCUGCCACCCCGUCAGAAGGACCCCCAGGCAGUGUCCAGUCAGAAGCUGCAGACCCAGAACCCAAACCCACUGCUGAAGCUCCCAAGGCCCCCAAGGUAGAAGAGGUUCCUCAGCGCAUGACCAGAAACCGGGCCCAGAUGCUGGCAAGCCAGAACAAACAGAGCACACCCCCUGCAGAGAAGGACCCAGUGCCUGCCCCAGCUUCCAGAGCCAAGGGCCGUGCUUCUGAGGAGGAGGACGCCCAGGCUCAACACCCCCGCAAGCGCCGCUUCCAGCGUACUAGCCAGCAGCUACAACAGCAGCUGAACACAUCCACGCAGCAGACACGGGAGGUCAUCCAGCAGACUCUGGCGGCUAUUGUGGACGCUAUCAAGCUGGAUGCCAUUGAACCCUACCACAGUGACAGGUCCAACCCAUACUUUGAGUACCUUCAGAUCAGAAAGAAGAUUGAAGAGAAACGCAAGAUCCUCUGCUGCAUCACUCCGCAGGCACCCCAGUGCUAUGCUGAGUAUGUCACCUACACGGGGUCCUACCUCUUGGAUGGCAAGCCACUCAGCAAGCUCCACAUCCCUGUGAUUGCACCCCCUCCCUCCCUGGCAGAGCCCCUGAAGGAGCUGUUCAAGCAGCAGGAGGCUGUUCGGGGUAAGCUGCGUCUGCAGCACAGCAUCGAGAGGGAAAAGCUGAUUGUGUCCUGCGAGCAGGAGAUCUUGCGGGUCCACUGCCGGGCAGCCAGGACCAUUGCCAAUCAGGCAGUACCCUUCAGUGCAUGUACAAUGCUGCUGGACUCUGAGGUCUACAACAUGCCUUUGGAAAGCCAGGGUGAUGAAAACAAGUCGGUGCGGGAUCGCUUCAAUGCCCGCCAGUUCAUCUCUUGGCUGCAGGAUGUAGAUGACAAGUAUGACCGCAUGAAGACAUGCCUGCUGAUGCGGCAGCAGCAUGAGGCCGCAGCCCUCAAUGCUGUGCAAAGGAUGGAGUGGCAGCUGAAGGCCCAGGAGCUGGACCCUGCUGGGCACAAGUCCUUGUGUGUCAACGAGGUGCCAUCCUUCUACGUGCCCAUGGUGGAUGUCAAUGAUGACUUCGUACUAUUGCCAGCGUGACACUCGUGGGAAGGCCACAGGACACAAACAAGGGCCACAUAAGUCGCCCAGUGCUGCCGAUGAGUCCCGGCGGCGGAGGAGGGAGCACCGCGUCCAUCGGGUAGGAGGAGCCCAGAGACUGAGCCUGGCCACGUGUCUCCUCCUAGUUGCCAGUGAGACGGAAUGCAUCUGUUUUUACCAGCUGCUGCAGGAAGCACGAGGCCCACACACUGCAGAGCCCUGCCAGACUUGGGAUGAGGAGACCGCGGCAACAGACAUGGAGGCUCGGUCUCAGCAGUGCCCUCUGGAUUUUCUUCCAGCCAGCGACAGGGCACUUUAGGAGUCGCAGAACAGAGUGUUUUUAAAUUCCUCGUUCCGUUUUGAUCAACUAAAGGAAAAUAAACUAAGGCGUCCACCUCGCAUAAGCAGUGACCUCCAAGUCAGAGGGCAAGAAAGUGCUGUCCCGCCAUGGUCCUCGGGACAGGCUUGGACACUGGGAUGCUGGUGCCAGCAAGGGUCUGGCUGCCACCUGCCUGGACACAGAGGGACGCAGCCAGGACUCUCCAAUAGUGUUUUUAAUGGAGUCAAAUCCACGUGGUUUGUAUAUUUUUCCUUUAAUCUUGGGCAUUUUGUUUCUCUUUCUGAGAACGUUAACUUGAAACACUACAGAGCCAAUAAUCCUAUAGAGUGUAUCCGCAAACCUGUACAGUUUUAUAUACAUUCACAAUGUACUUUUGCUGCCUUCUAGAUAAUUUAUUUUGCAACACAUUACUGCACAGUUGUAAAUAACUUAUGUACUGUAACAUCACUUUCAGUUAUGUGUAAAGAAAUAAAUAAAUUAAUUAAAA